Messenger RNA from Fusarium vanettenii 77-13-4, 1494 nucleotides. RefSeq lists its product as uncharacterized. Gene Ontology annotation, cellular component: membrane. The coding region runs from base 1 to 1494 and encodes 497 amino acids. Gene Ontology annotation, molecular function: carbohydrate:proton symporter activity. The record is from RefSeq and is a predicted model, not a curated record. The transcript has 5 exons. Lineage: Eukaryota; Fungi; Ascomycota; Sordariomycetes; Hypocreales; Nectriaceae. Gene Ontology annotation, biological process: transmembrane transport; carbohydrate transport.
AUGUUCAAGAUACAACACCCGUACGUCUGGCUUUUCUGCGGCUUCGCAGCUAUCGGAGCAUGCCUCUACGGCUAUGAUGGCGUCUACUUCAACGGUACUAGUACGCUUGAUGUCUUCAUCCGCCACUUCGGCCACCGCAAUGCCGACGGCGAUUACGAAAUCUCCCCUGCCAGCCUAGCUGUCAUGACGUCCAUGAUCAACGUCGGCGAACUAGUCGGCUCGCUGGCUGCUGCACCGCUGAACGACCUGUUCGGCCGAAAGGGGGCCUUUGGAUCGGGCACCUUGGCCAUUAUCAUCGGCGUUGUCAUGCAGCUCUCCACCACAUCUAGCAAGGCCCUCAUGACUGCCGGAAGAGCUGUACUAGGCUUCGGAGUGGGUAACUUCUCGGCCACGUCGCCGCUAUACAUGGGCGAAAUCGCACCAGAAUCCCUCCGCAGCCCACUCCUCAUGUGCUGGCAACUCACCCUAUCCAUCUCGCAGAUCAUAGCCGCCGCCAUAAACCGCGGCGUAGUUGACAACCAGACCACCUUUGCCUACCGCUUCCCAAUCGGCUUCCAGCUCAUCUUCCCCCUUGUAAUCGUCCUCGGAAUAGCAUGGGUCCCCGAAUCCCCGCGCUGGCUCCUCCGCCGCGGCCGUCCCGAUGACGCCGACAGGUCGCUGCGCCUUCUUCAUCACGAAGACAAGGCUUACAACCCGAUGCCAGUGAUGCGUUCCAUACAGGAGGAUCUCGAGAGGGAACGUGCGAGCGAGACCGAGGGAGCAUGGAUACAGCUCCUUACGGAUCCUAUAGAGAGACGCAAGGUGGUGUAUAGUGCGGGAGCGUUGGUUGCGCAGCAAAUCAACGGCAUCCAAUGGUUUUAUUACUUUGGCACUGUCUUUUCCAAAGCCAUUGGGCUAAAGGAUCCCUUUCUCAUGACUCUGAUUGUCUUUAUCAUUCAGGUUUUUGUCGUCUUGGCAGCUGUGUUGCUGGCUAACAAGCUUCCUCGACGGCCAUUGUUGAUGAUUACAACGGGUAUCAUGACUGUUUCCAUCUUUGUUGUUGGCUGCUUGGGUAUCCCUGGUGGAAACCCCAGCGAGACUAUCGGUAAGGUCAUUAUCAGUUUUGUUAUUAUUGAGAUUGUAGCUUUCAACUUUGCCUGGGGACCCCUUGGCUGGACUAUUGCAUCUGAAAUGGCCGUCGGUCGGAACCGCAACAAGAUCUACGCCGUAGCCGUCGCUGCCUUCUGGGUGACCGUUUGGGUGACCGUCUUUACACUCCCAUACCUCUACUACUCGGCGAACCUCGGACCUAAGACUGGUUUUGUGUACACGGGACUAUGUUUCGUUACUUGGGCCUACGUCUACUUCUGCGUUGGAGAAGUGACGGGUCGCAGUAUCGAGGAGAUCAAUGGCUUCUUCCGUGAUGGUAUCCCUGCGAGGCACUGGAAGCAACAGCCGCACAGGGGUGAGGCAGCGCACGAGGUUGAUGGCGAUACCAAGGCGCCGAGUGCAUGA